AUGCUCAUAGAAUACACGCAUCGCAAAUAUCUCCACGCUGGACAUCAGACGGUUCAUUACCUUCUCGGUAACCAAUUUUGGAUUAUGUCCGCCAAACGCGCGAUAAGACGGGUGCUGUCUAAGUGUCUAAGAUGUUUCCGUACCCAACCGGUAUCCACUCAACCACGCAUGGGGGAUUUGCCUCCUUCUCGGUUUUCUCAAAUUGAACCCUUUCUACGAGUUGGGGUGGACUACGCCGGACCCUUUUCUAUUACCAUGGCCAAAACGCGCGGUGCUAAAACGCUAAAAGCGUAUUUAUGUCUAUUCAUAUGUUUUGCGACGAAAGCUCUACAUUUGGAGCUCGUCUCAGAUUUAACCGCCGACGCCUUCCUAGCGGCGUUACGACGCUUUCUUGCGCGGCGAGGGAGAUGCCAGCAUAUCUAUUCCGAUUGCGGUACUAAUUUUAUUAGUGCCCACAGACAAUUAGAUCAAUAUAUGCGCGAAGCUGUACAGUCGGAACAGAUUCAUUGGCAUUUCAAUCCGCCAUCAGCUCCACACUUUGGUGGUUUGUGGGAGGCCGGCGUCAAAUCGGUAAAGACCCACCUAGUCCGUGUCAUAGGCCACCAAAUCUUAACCUACGAAGAGCUCUUAACUUUAGUCUCUCAGGUCGAAGCAAUGCUGAAUUCCCGUCCGGUUCAUCCUGUAAGCAGCGACCCAAACGACUUGACCGCACUGACUCCCGGCCAUUUUCUUACGUUUGCCCCUUUAAUUGCACUCCCAGAACCGAACCUUGCAGACGUGCCGGUGAACCGCUUAACUCGCUGGCAGCUAGUUCAAAGCUUUGUCAAAUGUAUUUGGUCGCGAUGGAGUGCCGAAUAUCUCCAUAAUUUGCUUCAGCGGUCGAAAUGGUCUGCCGAGAGACCUAAUUCUAUCGCGGUCGGAUCCCUUGUCCUUAUUAAAAACGAGUUGAUACUCCCUCUGCAGUGGCGUCUAGCCCGAGUCCUACUUCUCCAUCCCGGACAAGAUGGCAUAGUUCGGGUUGUCACCUUAAAAACCGCCGGUGGCGCCCAGUGGCCAAACUUUGUCCACUUCCUGCAACUUUGCAUACUGCGCCCGCAACCCUCGCUACACUGGUGGCCGGUCUAUUGCGGUCCUUUUUCUUUUGGUGGCCGCUUGUGUAGCAACCAGUCGAGUGGACUGGACGCGUUUUCGAGUUGUCGCAGUCGUACCGGCGACGACAUAACCCGCCAUAUUAUUGUUCCCCCUAUCGCUGAUCCCGCUAUUAUUAUUCCCGCCAUUGUUGAACCCGCUAUUGUGGAACCGCUACAACCUGCAAAAGUGCAUGAUCCCUAUUACGCGCACCCCUUCCGAGUGCUUUCUCCAGGAGCACCCCAGCCAUCACCUCCAGGCCAAGAUCACUCAGGACGCACAGCUCGGUAA
This is a messenger RNA of Zophobas morio, 1419 nucleotides long. RefSeq lists its product as uncharacterized. Lineage: Eukaryota; Metazoa; Arthropoda; Insecta; Coleoptera; Tenebrionidae. The record is from RefSeq and is a predicted model, not a curated record. Gene Ontology annotation, biological process: DNA integration. Bases 1 to 1419 code for a protein of 472 amino acids. The transcript has 2 exons. Gene Ontology annotation, molecular function: nucleic acid binding.